Brettanomyces nanus is the source of this 1458-nucleotide messenger RNA. RefSeq lists its product as uncharacterized. Bases 1 to 1458 code for a protein of 485 amino acids. The transcript has 2 exons. NCBI's taxonomy places the organism in Eukaryota, Fungi, Ascomycota, Pichiomycetes, Pichiales, Pichiaceae. The record is from RefSeq and is a predicted model, not a curated record.
AUGACUAAAAUACUGGGACUUUCAGGAAAUGAAUUUAACCAAAGAUUACAGAAAUUUGAAAGUCGGCAUCAGUCUAACUAUCAAAAUACUUUCCAAUCUACUAUAGAUAAAAGUAUUAGAGAAUACGAAAAUGAGAUAAUUGCAAACGUCAAUAAGAUCAGUAAUGUCAUUACCUUUUGUGUUAAGCACUCAUUUUAUAUUGAAUCUUUGACAAAGAAUCUUGAAUAUAUAGUGAAAAUUUGCAACCAGUUCGAUGAAAGUAUCAAAAACAACAAGAGUGUUCCUGCUUAUUACUGGCUUCAAUCUGAAAACAGCGAUUUUCACUUGGAUAUUUAUAUUUCUACUCUGUUAGAGAUAUAUAUGUUAGUCUUUAAAGUGCCUAACCAAUUGGCAGCUUAUUUGUCUAAAAUUAAGCAGGCACAUCUUAUACUGCUAAAAUUCUGGGCAGAUAUAGAUAACCAACGAAGGACUGAGUUAUCUGUCAAGGCAAGAUUAUAUGAGGAAAAGCAGACUAAAAAGAAGAAAGAAGCAAAGGGAUUCAUGAAAGGAAUACGGCACUAUGAGAAGGAGUUAGAGGCUGCAUUCAAUGAUUCCAAUUAUUUUGAUUUUGAUUUUGCCAGAACUAUGUUAGCAGCUAAUUGGAAAAAGUUGAAGGACUUGAUUGGACUGGCCUAUCAAUUUUUGAAUGUUCUAUUUAUCAGUGGUACUUUGAUUCAAAGUUGUCAUUUGGAAGCUGCUCGAGUGAUGUGCUUGCUAAUUGGAAAGUUUGGAAAUGAUUCCCAAAAAAACAUUUAUUUGAUUGGACUAUUGAAGGAUCUUGUUAGAUAUGAGAUUAAAGGUAUUCAAGAAAUGAAACCAAAGGAGAUCCAUCAAACCGAGGUAGUUCUUGAUUCUCCUAAGUGUGCAGUUCUUUCACAACGAGUGAUUGGCAAUUAUUCAAGUCGAGAUAAUAUUUCAAAGAAGCAAAUUCAAGACCAAGCUAGUGUUUUCACUCCAGGAAAGGAAAACAAGCAGAUCUUCGAAACUUCCCGAUAUGGAUUUGAAACACUUCGAAAAGUCACCACUUGUCUGGAACCGGUGGAGAUUUUAGAGUAUAAGCCAGAGCAAUCAAUUUCUGAUUUAAGUGAACAACUUUCACACAACAGAUUCAACGGGGAUGUUCCUUCUAUGUCGUCUGGUAGAUCAAUAUUAAAAUCACGAAUAAACCCUAAUUUUGCAGAUGAAUCUAUGAGUGUUGCCAAUGUGACAGACGAUGAAAAUGAUAGUGAUGAUGAAUAUCAGAAGGAAGUUAGUGGUAAUUGUGAACAUAAUAGCGAUGAUGAGGAAGAAGAUGAGAACGAUACGGACGUCGAAAUUCAUAGCCAAGCAUCUUCAAAACGAUUAUGGUUUAAAGAGAAAGCCAGUCAUUUUUUCAAAUCAAUCUAUGAUGUAGAAAAUAAAGAAUCCAAGAUAACAUGA